This is a messenger RNA of Williopsis jadinii, 1623 nucleotides long. RefSeq lists its product as uncharacterized. The coding region runs from base 229 to 1182 and encodes 317 amino acids. Lineage: Eukaryota; Fungi; Ascomycota; Saccharomycetes; Phaffomycetales; Wickerhamomycetaceae. The record is from RefSeq and is a predicted model, not a curated record. The transcript has a single exon.
CUUUCUUCAUCAUCAUCUCUCUAUUGAAUUCAAUCCCUUUCGUUAUUUGAAGUCGAAAACACACUCCAGUCAUUCCUUUUAUCAUUUUCAGAGUGUUCACAUACGUCUAACGGGUUCUAAUCAUACAACCACAACAAACGGUACUAUUGACAGAAUCUUCAGAAACACCCUGUGUAAAUUGCAAGAAAAGAAUUACCAAACAAACACGUGAAUUUCUACCAGCUACAAAUGCUUUUCCAGAACGCUAUUAUUCCGAUUGCUUUGGCCUCAGUUGCCCUUGCUGCUGAGCCAACGACAACUUACACGUCGACAAUCUACACCACUUAUACCUUGUUGACUCCUGAGGAAUCUGCUGCUCUUCUCGCUGCUGAACAAUCUUCCGCCAGUGCUGUGAGUGCUGCUUCCGUGGCUUCUAUUGAAUCAGCUGCCUCAGCUGCUUCCGAAGCUUCAGCUGCUAGUGUCCUCUCUGUCCAGUCAGCUGCUUCUGAGGCUUCAGCUGUUUCUGUCGCUUCCGUCCAGUCUUUGGCCAAAGCAGCUUCUGUGGCUUCAGAGGCCUCCGAGGCUUCUGUCGCUUCUGUCGAAUCAGUUGCUUCUAUUGCAUCUGCUGAAUCAGCUGCCUCCGUCGAAUCAGUUGCCUCUGUUGCAUCAGCCGAGUCAGUCGCUUCCCUUGCUUCAGAAUACUCUGUUGCAUCUGCUUCAUCUGCUUCUGAAGCCUCCGUCGAAUCUGCUUACUCAGUGGCAUCUGCUUCUUCUUACGCUGCCGAGUUGGCUUCUAUCUCAUCUGCCUCAGUCGCUUCAGCUUCUGCAAAAUCAGUGGCCUCUGAAUCAUCUGUUUCAGCUUAUAACGCUUCCAUUGCUUCAGUCGCUUCUGUCGCAUCAGUGUCUUCAGCUUUAGAGGCUUCCAUCUCCUCUUCGUUGUCUUUGUCCAGAGCUAACGGUCUCUUGGCCAUUGCUUCAGAUGCUUCAAACUCUACCACUUCUACUUCGUUCAACACUACAACUGCUGUUCCAAGUAGCUCCCUCGAGGAGGUUACAGCUUCUUUGACUUCCAUCUCUUCCUCUGCAACAGUGGAGAGUGCGUCAAACUCCACCAGUGCUUCCACUGGUUUGGCUGCUGUGCGUGAGAUCCCACUUGCUCUCACGGUUGGUGUUUUCGGUAUCGUCUUUGGUGCUUUGCUCUAAUAUUCAUCUUUGCCUGAACACACUACUGCUUUCAACAACAUGAACUUUCAAUACCCUGCCAUUUCCCUCUUUUACACUUGAUUUCCACCAUCACGACCGUCUCCUUGCCUUUUUAUAUUGUCCUUGUCUUUUCUGAUUUGAUGCUUUCCAAUAUGUCCUUUCUUGGUUUAUCAAACCUACUUCUAAUCUCUAUUGGAAUACGCUCGUACUACAACUAUCCUGUGUCGCUUUCGUGAGUGCUCUGAUCCUUUUGUUGUCUUUAGAAUGCUAGCACUUUUGUCCCUUUCGUCCCAAUCUCCUUUGACUUCUUCAAUAUCUUGACUUUUCUAAUGUCAAGAUUGUAUUCAGCUCUAUUUGUUUGAUUUGUUAUACCUUGCUAUUUCUUUUUUAUAUGUGAUAUUUUUGUAUAUUAAAAGGACUUUUAUUUGCGACCGCAACAAC